UUUCACUCGGAGUGCUGGACCGAGUAGGCUACAGCCUGUGAGGUGUAUUUGUUUACACUAAAGUGAUUGAACAAUUUUUUGUUGGUAUAUCGAUAAAACAAUGGAGGAGACACCCAGGGAGCGAUCUGAUAAAGAGGAAAUGGAAAUACACACCCCUGCUUACCCCCUACCUCGAGAAAUACAGCAGAUGGAUCAAACAGAGAAGGCCUGCCGGUACUGUGGCGUGAGUUAUUUGAUCCUGCACGAGUUCCAGCGUCUGCAGGAACGUCUGCAGGAAGUGGAGAGAGAGCUGGAGAGAGCGAGAGGGAGUGUAGAGAGAGAGAGGGCUGUGAGAGUGGAGCUCCGGCAAGCCCUCGAUCAUCUGGAUGAGAUGAAAGCAGCGGUGCUUCAGCAGGAGGAUACCACAAGGGCCCUUGACCUGCAGCUGUGCGUGGUCAGGCAUGAGAUGGAGAGCGUGAGGACAGACAAAGAGAGAGUGUGUACGGAGCUGGAAAAUGAGCACGCUCGCCGCCUGCACCUGAGAUGGAGGUGUGAACAGCAGCAGCAGGUUCUCGAGGAAGCUUUGGCCCUGCUGAAGUCGUCUCAUGGGCAGAUGACGUCCAUUAAGAGCCGCUUUACACACUUCCAGGAGAACUGGGAGGACAGCAAAGCACUGAUACAGCAGAGUUGCAUCAUUGCUGACGCCGAGUGUAAGCACCAGCAACAGAAAGCCGAGGGUAUGGAGGCGGAGCUAAACAGGCUGCAGGGGGAGGUGCCAAAUUUGAUGACGUGUCUUGAUGCAGCACAAGAACAGAUUUUGCAUUUGGACAGCCAGGUCCAGGCCCAGAAGCUACUGCAGAAUGAAAACCAGGAGGCCUGGUCUCUCAUACAGGGCCUGAGGGAGGAGAUGAAGACACUGAAUGAAGAUCUCCAGAACAACAAGCAUGAACGAGAGAUUGUAAAGAAACUCCUUGUGACAAAGUCCGCCGAGAAGGAGGAACUCCAAGAGCUGUGGAGCAAACAGGCCAGGGACCAGAAAGCCGGCAUGGAGAGGCUGUCCCGAGACUUGAGGGAAAAAGAGGAGAGCCGGUUGUCAUGUCAACAGCGAUGCGAGUCCCUGCAGGAGCAGCUGUUGGCGUGGCAACAGAAAGAGGAGGAGAUGACCCGUAGGCUGGAGCAGGCGGAGGCCGAGCUGAAGGACCUGAGAGCGGCCCGAUCCAAUCUACAGCAGGAGAGGUUUGACACAAAGGAGUUGAGGAGGAUUCAUGCUGGAGAACUAGAGAGAUUGCAGGAGAGCUUCAGAACGAGACUGGAAGCUGCUGAACAAGAACGCAAUUCAAAGAUGGAGGCCUGUCUUGAGCAGAAACAAGCUGAAAAGGAGAAACAGCUGAAGGAGUUAGAGAUGGAGUUAAGAAGAGAUGCAGUUAUAGAAUUGGACAUCCAAAGACAGAAAAACCAGGAGCUGCUUCAAAAAUACCAGAAUGAAAACCAGCAACUACAAAAGAAGGUUCCUGCUAUGAUACAUUUAGCCACACAGGAGCUCCAUGAGGAGAUUGCAGUUCUGCAGGAAUGCAUUAAACAGCAGGGAGAAGCUUGUGAGAGCGCCCCCCAAAGGGAACAACAGGCACUGCAGAGGGAAGGAGAUGCUCAGCUACAGUCUGCCCUGCAGGACCUGCAACAGGCUCAGAAACAAUUACAACAGCUUAAAGAAGAGAAGACAGCCCUAGAGGAAGAGGGUCUGCCACUCACUUCCGCCGAACCGCUUCCCUCCUUGCCGAGUGUCUCACCAGUUCAUCCAAUUUCCCAGCUGACGUAUUCUUUUACGCCGACCCCUGAGCGCAGCAUCUCUACCUCUCUCACCCACCACACUUUCAAAGCAAAUGGCGUUCUUUUGUGGGAAAGAUUUUGCUGCAUUUUAAGAAUCCAUUAAAGCUGGCUAAGAUCUAACCCUGAUAUAAAAUCAAUACCUGAGGGCAUUUAACGCUUCACCUUUUAUAAAAAGCACCUUCUUGAUGUUCUUUUCCCUCCCUCUCUCUCUCGCUUUUCAUCUGCUCUUUGAGCUGCGCUUGCACUCUUCAGAGGCGUGCGAGACAUUUUUAAACUUCAGCUUGAUAUUUAUAAGGAUUUGUUGGAGAAAGGGGAGUAAUUGGUGAAGACUCUGUAACUCCUUUUUAAAACGGAAUGAUGCAAACUGCUUUUUUAAAUCAUCGAAGGCUGAGGUCCCAACAUGAAGGCUGUUUUAAAACGUUGACGGCAACAUUAUGCUUCCUUUUAAGAACAGAAUGAAAUAAUUUCCCUCAAAAUCAGAACAGGAAAUGGACAAAGAAAAAACCUGCUCAUGAGAGCCUACUUGACAUUUUUUUUUCAGUUAGGAUGUUGCUUCAGAGAGCCGUUGCAGUUACAAUAAAUUAAAGCUCUGCAAUAAAAGCAAACAUGGACUUUUAUAACAGCUCCUGCUUAAGAUGGUGCUGUGAGAUAUCAAAGUUGUAUUUUAUAUUCUCACCAAAAACAUUUUCUC
This is a messenger RNA of Triplophysa dalaica, 2497 nucleotides long. It is a transcript of the gene lekr1, whose product is annotated as leucine, glutamate and lysine rich 1. Bases 101 to 1909 code for a protein of 602 amino acids. The record is from RefSeq and is a predicted model, not a curated record. NCBI's taxonomy places the organism in Eukaryota, Metazoa, Chordata, Actinopteri, Cypriniformes, Nemacheilidae. The transcript is spliced from 13 exons.